AUGCUUGCACGGAGUGCUGUGACAAGAUGUGGCAUCGGUAGGCCCCGAAAGCCCUUCUCCUUCACUUCCAACUUCCGAGUCACAAGGCUCCCAGCGCGACGUCACUAUGCCACGGCCGGCACCGCACCUGCAUCGAGCACCAUGAGCUCUGCAGGCAUGCUUGCACCUUUCAUGAGCGAGCUCGACAGGAUUGCACCAUCGUUCCCUAUCAAUGGCUCACAGAUUCGAAUACUGCGGACGCCGGCCGAGUUCUAUGAGACGCUGAAGGACAAAAUCUCCAAAGCGGAACGGCGCAUCUUCUUGUCGACGCUGUACAUUGGGAAGACGGAACGGGAGCUGAUCGAGACGCUGCGGGAUGCUCUGCGGAAGAAACCUGAGCUUAAGCUCAGCAUUUUGACGGACGCGCUGCGUGGCACGAGGGAAGCACCCCAGCCGUCUUGUGCCUCGCUUCUGGCGCCGCUCGUCGAGGAGUUUGGACCAGAAAGGGUCGAGAUACGGAUGUACCACACGCCCAAUCUGACUGGUCUGCGAAAGAAGUACAUACCUAAGAGAAUAAACGAGGGUUGGGGACUGCAGCACAUGAAGCUGUACGGAUUCGAUGAUGAGAUACUUUUGUCUGGCGCGAAUCUUUCCACGGAUUACUUCACAAAUCGCCAAGAUCGAUACCAUCUAUUCUCCUCCAAAGAUGUCACGGACUUCUUCUGGGGACUGCAUAAUGCUGUAUCAUCCUUGAGCUUCAGGAUAGAACCAUCGAGCUCUGCAGCCGGCUUUGACAAGGUCUGGCCGGCCGAGAAUGCUGCUCCGUCUCCCCUCGACAACCCGAAGCAAUUUGUAUCUCAGUCCACGUCCUUGAUCAAAGGACUGAUCACACCCGAUAGCAAUCCAUCAGCUGAACUGAAAGGCGAGCAUGACACGAGUGUCUACCCCUUGGCACAAAUGACACAGCUUCUGUCACCAGACACCUCUACAGAGUUACCUGCCCUGUCUCACGUUCUCAAGACUCUUGCCUCCCCUGAGUACUCCAACUCGUCUUGGACCUUCACCGCCGGAUACUUCAACCCAGCGCCGUCACUCACCAAACUUCUCCUUGCCACUGCAUCGCAUCACAACGUCGUCAUUACUGCAUCUCCUUUCGCGAACGGCUUCUACCAAUCCAAAGGUGUUUCCGGCAUGUUACCAGAUGCAUACACAUUACUCGCCCGAAAUUUCCUCCACGACGUGCAUAAUCGCAAGAAGGACCUGGCCAUCACCCUCAAGGAAUGGAGAAAAGGUUGCGUCAACGAGCCAGGCGGCUGGACCUACCACGCCAAGGGCAUCUGGGUCACCUUACCCUCGGAAUCGAACCCCUCGCUGAGCCUGGUAGGGAGCUCAAACUAUACGAAGCGAAGUUAUUCCUUGGAUAUCGAGGCCAAUGCGAUGAUCCUGACGCGAAACGAAGACUUGAAGAAGAGGCUCGGUGAUGAGCAGCGCUGGCUCCAAGAGCAUGCCACUCAAGUCACGAGGGAUGACUUUGCCAGAACAGAGAGGAGAGUCAGCUUAAAGGUGCGACUUGCGAUGUGGAUCGUUUCGCUGGUGGGCGGUGCGCUGUGA
This is a messenger RNA of Diaporthe amygdali, 1590 nucleotides long. RefSeq names its product CDP-diacylglycerol-glycerol-3-phosphate 3-phosphatidyltransferase. Gene Ontology annotation, molecular function: CDP-diacylglycerol-glycerol-3-phosphate 3-phosphatidyltransferase activity. Gene Ontology annotation, biological process: cardiolipin biosynthetic process. The coding region runs from base 1 to 1590 and encodes 529 amino acids. Gene Ontology annotation, cellular component: mitochondrion. NCBI's taxonomy places the organism in Eukaryota, Fungi, Ascomycota, Sordariomycetes, Diaporthales, Diaporthaceae. The transcript has a single exon. The record is from RefSeq and is a predicted model, not a curated record.